Molecule: messenger RNA, 1813 nt
Organism: Astrephomene gubernaculifera
Lineage: Eukaryota; Viridiplantae; Chlorophyta; Chlorophyceae; Chlamydomonadales; Astrephomenaceae
Source: the annotation of a GenBank genome assembly
GGAUAAUCAAUGAAGAAAACCUAAUUGCGCAAGGGCGUGAAACUUGAUUACAUAGGAGUUUACCACAGACUCUGGAAGCAGGAUGUUACUACCACAGACCCAAGCGUUAGGACUCACAGUCUUUAGGAUGAGUGCUUUACAUUAUUUAUAGUCAGCUCCAGAAGAAGAAAGCAGCAGCGCAGCAGCAGUUUCGAUUAGAGCCUCCCAGCCCGUCUGCGAUGGCCGCAGGGCCAAGCAUUACCGGCAUUGAGGGAUGGCGCGUGGCAUUGCUGCUAGUCGGAUUUGUGUUUGUCACCCUAUCCUUUGAGGGUCUGAUAGAUCAUGUGGAGAAACGUCUAAAGAAGCGAAAGGGGCUCUUGACAGCUUUUCGGGCCCUGAAAAAUGAACUCCUGUACCUGGGCUGCUUAUCCCUGCUACUUACUGUGACACAGCAAUACCUUGCCAUGAUCUGCAUCCCCCACACCGCCAACUCCUCCUACUACAAGUACAAACUCACCUACGAGCUGACCGACAGCUGCGGCGAGGGCAGGGAGCCGCUGUGGCCCGUGUCCGUACAGCAUGAAACCCACUACUUCAUCUUUGCGGUGGCGGUCACCCACAUCCUCUACUGCGCCCUCACAAUCGCCCUCACGCUAAAAAAGGUGGGCACCUGGCGGCAGUGGGAGGAUGCGGCGCUGGCUGAGGCGCGGGCGGGGGCGGGGGACGUCAAGGUGAUGCAGGAGAGCGUGUCGCGCUCACUCAUCAAUGCCAUGUGCGCCUCCGCGCUAGCCAGCGUGACGGGAGCAGCAGCAGGCGGCGACACCCACCCCCACCCCCACACCCACACCAGCACCAACCCAGAUGGCGCCCCCACCAGCAGCACCCCCAGCUCCUCCGCGCGGAGGCGGCGACGGGCGCAGCUGGCCGCUGCCGACCUGAAGGCGCUGGCUGCCUCCCUGGCGGCGCAGUUCCGGGUGUCGGUGUCACAGCCCAUGUACCACAACGUGCGGCUCAUGUUCAUAGAGAAGAUGGGGCUCACGUACGACUUUGACUUCCACUCGCUGGUGACAAAUGGCAUGGAGAACCAGCUGGCGCAUGCGGUCCACGCCUCCUGGCCUCUGUGGCUGAUCGCCACGGUGUUCCUGGUGCUGCCGCUGCCCUCCUUCGUGCCCUUCUGGGCCUACCUUCUGGUCAUGGGGCUGCUGCUGGUGGUGGGGGGCAAGCUGGUGUCGGUGACGGCGCUGCUGGGGCUGCAGGUGGCCAUCAAGUACGGCGACUCGGUGCUGUUCGGGCGCAUGGACUCGGCGCCCGUGCUAGCCCGCGCGGGCCCCAUGCGCCGCCGGCGCCUCAGCCUGUCGCAGCUGGAGGAGCACAUCAUCGGUGCGGACGGCAUCGGCGUGGGCGGGGAUGGCGUCGGCGGUGGGGCGGACGGCGGCGGUGGUGACAGCGACGGCGCCGUAGGGGCCGGCGGAGGCGAAGCCGCUGCUGCCGCUGGCGGUGGUGGUCCGCAUGUGUUGGAUGAGGCGCUGCCGACGGAUGCGGGUGUGGAUGUGGCGGCCCAUGUGGCGGCGGUGACGGCGCUGAGCAACCGGCAGGAGGCGCUCAACAUGCUGCGGACGCUGGCGGCUGCGCCACUGGGCGAGCCAGCUGCGUCCCCAGUGCCCAGAGAUUCCUUUUUCGCUUCAGCCCAACAUCCGUAUGAGCCAGGAUCAGGAUCCACCGCCGUCGUACAGCGCCCCUCAGGCCUCACAUCCUCCACAACCAUGAGGCCGUCACGGCUGGACCUGCAAGCCAGCAUCCCAACCAAGUCAACACUGGAUACCUCUCCUUCCCA